GAUUGGAUGUUUUUACUAGUUUUUACGGUUGGCGCGACAAUUCAAAGAUACAAACGAGGAUUGAAAUACAAAUUUAUAUUGAAGUUUAUAUACAAAAUAUUGACUUUGAUAGCUUAAAUAGCGUUUUACACCUUGCCGGAGUACUGGUUCAGUGAUAUGGAUAAACAAAUGUGGAAAUUUAGUUGUCGCGUAAUUAAAUAAUCAUUUGAUUUGAUCAAGUUAUUGUGCAGCAAGAAAUGAUCUCUGGUUCAGAUGUUUCUGGUGAUUCCAUUGAGGUAAGUUUUAUAUUUCAGUUUCGAUAUUUAGUCAAAUACAUUUUAAUAAAAGCUCUUGACAACAGAAAAAUGCAUUGGUGUUAUUUAAAUGCCAUGUGUAAAAACCUAGAAAUACCCAGGGGACACUCUGUAUAAAAUUAUAAAAAUAGCACCAAAAUAAUGGGAAAUUCUAUAUUUUACUAUGGUCUAUGUAAAUGUUACAUUUUACUGUACCUGAGUAAUUUAAAAACAUGCUAUAAAAUAUUCAUGUGUUACUCCAGAUGGUACAAUAAACUGUCUAAACUGUUAAGUACCCUUUUAUACUUUGACAGACCUGACUACUUGCUGAAUUGAUGUAAAUGCUACAGGUCUUAAAAUAUUGGUCGGUCAUGGACAUAGUCCAACCCAUUAGUGAAAUUGUCCAAUGUAAAGAGGAAACCACCGUACAUUCUGUCCGACCUAUGUGAAACUGAGAUUUAUUGUUUGUCCGACCCGAGUGUAUUAUUUGGUGUCGAACUGUAGCUUUGUCCAACGCAAAUCAAAAUGUACCCUAGUCCAGGACUAGAUCGAGGCUCAUAUGUUAAAUGGAGAAGCAGAGUAGUGUAUAAAAAGUGAACUGGAAAUGUAUUGUUUUAAUGUAAUCGAGGACCGGGCAGCGAGCGAAGUGGUGAAGUGGAAAACAGGCUUAAGUUGUUGAACUCUUACUGCUGUUCUUGGCAAGCAAGUUAAUUUAAUUUUGGCUUGGAAAUAAGUAUGAAUGACACAAAUUAUUUAAUAUCUUCACAACAAUCAACAUUUACUGUUCAGAAUUAAUACAUUGUGCUGAUAUUAAUUUGUGUCAUUCAGAAUUUCAGACUUAUUUCCGAGACAAACUGAACUGAAGGUCAUCGGACAUCAUCAUACAUAUGUCCGACUCAAAAACAUCGCACAUUUUGUCAGACGGCCAGGCUGUAAAAGAUAUUUUAAGGCCUGUACGUGCUAUCAAAUUACAGCUCUCGUAUGUGAUCAAAAUUUGCUCUAAUAUGUGAUCAAUUAUUGAAUUGCACUCCAUAAAAUUAAUACAUUCUAUAUAGUACUAAUUAUUAUUUUACUCGUCAAAGGAAAUUAUGGUGUCAAUCUGCCCAUGUGUCUAGUUAAUUGCGCCCUUCUUUAUUAUUUUACUAUCUAACGCCAGAUGAUUUUACUCUUCACGGGAGACUGUUGGUGCUCAUUGGGUUAAAUACUUCCAUUUUGUCUUGGGGAUGGUAAAAUGUAAACUUAUAAUGCCUAAUGUCACUUGUAAAAAUGCACAGGUUGUUGUGGGUUACUGGUUUUAUUUUACAUUAUGUUUACUCUGUUAUCACAAUUAUUGUCGAACCUUACCAAAUAUUGAGAUCAUACUACUGACAUAAUUUUAAUUACACAAUAAGACAGAUGCGGAUUGAUAGGGAUGAAAAUACAAGCAGAACUUCAACAUAUUACCAUCAAUGAUCAUUCUGUGUAUAUUCCAACCUUUUAGAGUUGACAGCGGGAAAAGUAACAUAAAUGGUUAAAUAAACUCAUAGUGGAUGGCAUGCUAUGUGACUUACAGUAAUCCAUUAAUUUUAUUAAUGCUGUAUAUCCAAAGUUGAGCUUUCACAUUUUGAUAUGUACUGUAUACCAAAUUCAGGCCUCGAAUUUCCCUGAAAUCAAUCGACGGCAAUGGCGUUAAAAAUUGCCGUGGAACGUAACAGCUGUCUACGGCAAUUUUGGCAGUUUCCACGGUAUUUUUCAAAUUACUGUAAUAAAACUUUAAUUUUAUUGUUACUUUGGAUUUUUGAAAAGCUAGAAACAUGUCUACGUAUUUCUUUAGUGUUUUUUUUUCGAAAAAACUGAGACUAAAAUAGUGAUUCACUCAUGAUUUGAUCAACAUCUGAAUUCAAGUAUCAAAGUAGUAAUGCACAGUGAAUAGUAUAAAAAUUGCACUAUAGUCUAUACUGCAAAAAAUUGCCGUCGUUGCCGCAAUGAUCCACGGAAUUUUGUUCUCCCUCUACAGCAAUUGCCGCGAUAAAAUUCGAGCCCUGAUACCAAUGAAUAACUUCAAUCUUUUGUGACUUACUUGAAAUGAUUGGGGGAUCCAGGGAUGUCAAUUUUUAAAUGUCCAAUAGUGUUAACAUGAAUUGUUCUGUUCAGAAUUAUGAGGUGUUGAAUCUGUUGGGUCGUGGAGGAUUUGCGUGUGUUUACAGAGCAAGAUGUAUUUCAUUAUCACAGGGCGAAGUUGCCAUCAAGAUGGUAAAAUAUUAUUUGCUUAUAGUUAUAAUAAAAAGAAGUUCACUAGUAUUUUGAACAGGGUGGAAUUUUUAAUGUAACUUAAGUGUUAUACCUCUAUGACUAAAUUAUAAUAAGUUAAAUACAAAUAUACAAUUGUCAAUUGUGUACGGUAUUUAUAAAGGAACUUCAAGAUGACUGUGGUCAGUUAUUUUGCAAAAAGAAAUUUUUCCCUGCAUGAACAUGGUUUAUAUUUUGUAGAUUGACAAGAAGCAUAUGAAAGACAGUGGGUUGGUAAAAAGAGUGAAAAAUGAAGUUGAGAUUCACUGUCAACUAAAACAUCCUUCAAUACUAGAGGUACGAUAUCAUUUUAAAAUGAAUGUCUUAUUCCAGUGUGAAUCUUGUUAAUAUAGAAAAAAGAUACGUUUUUGUGUUAUUCUAGGAUCUGUCACUCAUUUCGUCAUUUGAAUGUUUAUAUAAGAAUAUUCAGUCACCAAAUAUUCUUUUUUCUAGCUGCUCAGUUAUUUUGAAGACUCGAAUUACGUGUAUUUGGUUGUUGAACUUUGUCACAAUGGUGAGGUGAACAGAUUUAUGAAGAAUACUGGAAAGCCAUUCUCUGAAUCACAAGGUAACAAUUUCAUUUACAAUAUUGUAGAGUGAAGUAUUACAGCCAAGCAGCUAAACAACUAAGUCUUUUAGAAAAUAUACGAUGAUCACUGAAGUAUUAAUUUAUAUAGACUGAUUUUACAUGCCAAUAUGCAAUUUAUUAUUUAGCACGUAAGAUCAUGUCGCAAGUAGUAACUGGGUUGUUGUACCUUCAUUCUCAUGGCAUCUUGCAUCGAGAUCUAACAUUGGCCAACUUGUUGCUCACACAGGACAUGAAUGUCGUAAGUACUGUACACACUGUAACUCUGUAAGUCUUAUUAUAAUAUAGCAUUUGUAAAUUCUGAACGCUGAGUGGCUAAGAGCCGUGUUGAUAUAACUCGAUGUCAACACGGGAAAUUUUCCGCCACUUGUAAACACGGAAAUUUUUCUUACCUUCGGGCUUUUGACAUUGCUAUAUUAUAAAAAAUAUAUAAAACAUUUUUUCCGUAUUGAUAUAUAGUUAUAUCAACACUCGUGGAAGUUGGGAAAACUCGAAAUUGUAUGAAAACACUCCGCCCUUCGGUCGUCGUGUUUCCAUAUAAUUUCUCGUUUUCCCAAUUCCACUCGUGUUGAUAUAACUGUAUAUCAACACGGAAAAUGUUUUAUAUUUGUUAAAUGUUAAAUGUAAAAUGCCAAUGGUUAUGUAGUUAGUAGUUACUUAUUUGUUUAGUCAAAUUGAGAUGUAAAACAGGUGGUUUGUCUUUUAGAACCAGCUCAUGAAUUUAAACUACUGUAUAUAUUGUUAUAUAGAAAAUUGCAGAUUUUGGUUUGGCCACCCAACUUCGAAUGCCAAAUGAGAAGCACUAUACCAUGUGUGGAACGCCAAAUUUUAUUUCUCCGUAAGUUGAGUCAUUUUUGCCGGUUAAAUUUUUCUGCCACAGGUAGUAGACGCACAUUGUACAGUAUAGAGAAGAAUUCAUUUCUUAUUUCAGUCGGCUGGACACUCUACAGUAUAUGUCACUAUAGACUAUAGUCUAUAGAGUCUGCGUCGCAGGUCAGUUGCCACCGAACACUUCGGAACAAAUUACAAUUUUUGGUCGGACAUUUUUAUCCAGUUAUUGGAGAGGUUCAGAUUUGAUUUCACUACCGCUACCUCUCAUAGGCUUAAUACGCAUUUGAUUGGUUAAUCGGAUAGAAUAAAAUGCUUCUGAUUGGUUAAUAGUGUAUUGGUAGCGGGAGUGGACUCGCUAAUAUACCAUUAUACCGUUAAGGCCUGAUCCAUGACGGCGAAAUUCUUCGCAAGAAAUUGCGUGUGCGAAAUAUGGAUGAUUGCACAAAGGCAAUUCUAUUGAGUUUUCCCACUUUUUCGCAUGCAGUGAGUAAAACUGACUUCUAUUCGCUAUUUUAUCUUUACAGUAUACUGCGUAUGCACUUGAUUAAUUUCGCGCGCAAUUUUUCCCAUUUCGCGAGAAAUUGUGUCUGCGAAAUACGGAUGGUUGCACAUGAGCGAUUCUAUUAGCCAUUUCCCAAUCGAACAGAGGGCUGGGUCUAGUUGAUGUUUGGAGGGACAACAAUUAGUUAUAGUCAGCGAGCUAAAUAUAUAUUAAAAUAUACCUUAUUAUAAUUGUUGUGUUUCAGGCUGCACAAAUAACUUUAGGAAUGUUGGAAAACUACUUAGGUGCCAUUAUUCGGCAUAUUUUUUAUUUUUUGUCCCUCCAAACAAGCGACUAGACCCAGUCCUCUGCUCGAUUGGGAAAUGGCUGAUUGAAUUGUCCCACUUUUUCCACCUUCGCAGUUAGUAGAACUGACUUUUACAGAGUUUUACUCGAGAUUAAUCUAUAUAUUAAUAAUAGACAAUUUAUAUUCUAACCUUUUUUUAUAUAGUUUUGUACAUAUUAUACAGUGUAUAUUAUUAUUGUAUACAAUUCUAUUUUACAGCUGUAAAUCCAUUGUAUUUUUUAACUAAAGAUGGAUAAUCUAUUAAAGAUUAUUAUUCAUUUCGCGCGAAAUGUUUUGCAUUUCGCCGCCGAAAAAAGCGCCCGUUGAAUCAGGUCUUAACAAUUUGAAAUCAUGUUGGAAAUUAUCAGUUAUGUCAACUUUACUCGGUCGACUGACAUUAUGACGUCAUUGUAAAAUCGGUAUCGAAUAGAUUGUUUCAUGAAUCGAUCCUACAUGUACAUAUAUUUGUUUCCUACAGAGAAGUAGCAACACGUGGUCCACAUGGUAUGGAAUCAGAUGUAUGGUCUGUUGGAUGUAUGUUGUACACAAUGCUAGUGGGAAAGCCUCCUUUUGAAGUAAGGCAUGCAUGUUAAGCCAGUUUUGUACAAGGCGAAUUUGUUCGCGCGAAGCGUCUUUUACAGUCAAUUUCAGCUGACUUUUCAUCGUAAGAUUCCGAACUUCGUUCCGAACUUCGCAAAUUCGUUGCCAAGUUCAAAAGUUCAUAAUGAAAUUCACAAACAGGUUUGUAAACUGGGCAUUUGAUUGGCUGGUUUGAUUUAAUAGCCAAUCAGAGGCUUUGUUUACAAACCUGUUUGUGAAUUCAUUAUGAACUUUUGAACUUGGCAACGAAUUUGCGAAGUUCGGAACGAAGUUCGGAAUCUUACGAUGAAAAGUCAGCUGAAAUUGACUGUAACUCUUUUUCCUUUGUCGACAUCGCUUAUCGCGUUAGCAAAAGCGAUGCCGACAAAGGAAAAAGUCACUUUGCGCGAACAAAUUCACCCAGUAGAAAACCGGCUUUAUAUUCUCAGAAUUAUUCGUUUCAGUUUUCGUAUUAUGUAUGGUACAUGUACAAUCUUUAGUCAAUGUUAGUCAUGUUGAAUGUUUGAAACUUUUACUGAUUUAAAACAUGUUUUUCAUGCAGACGGAAGCUGUGAAAAGAACUCUGAACAAGGUAGUACUUGGCGACUACAACAUUCCAGAGUAAGUUACAAUCAUUAUGUUUUUCAAUUUCUAAAAUCGUUGUAAUAUUUAAUUUUCUGAAAGAUUUAUUCAUUUCUCAUUAUAUUCUGAAUCAUUAACGUCAUUAUACACGGCAAUUUUCCACCUUAGAAUUGAAAAUGUCAACACACUGUAUGUCAUGAUAAUUAUAUAAAUACAGCAUCAAUUAUAGUUAUAAGUGGUGAACCAGCCUUUAGUUGUCAAGUAGCUGAAUCACUGCGUAACAAGGCAGCAGUAUUGUACAAUCAGGCCUCGAUAAAGUUAGGACCAUGCACUGGGACCAAAGGUCGCAGGCAUCAGAAAUGAAACAAUUUUUGCACAUUUUCUAAAACUUUUAGAAACAGAAGAUCAAUACAAAAUAUUUUAUCAUUUUGUAAUUCUUGUUUUAUUUAAUGUGUAUUAUGAAUUUUACCAUAAUUUCUUAAUCAUGUGUAUAUUUUUCAGUCACAUCUCAACUGAAGCUCGCGAUUUGAUUUUCAAGUUACUGAAAAAGGUAUUUUCCAAAUUUUAAGAUCUGUUUAUCUGAUGCGUUUACGGCAGCCCGCAGAAUAUUGGUCAAUUUCAUUAUAGUCCUAUGUAGAAGACUGCCUCGUCCCUUCAGUUUCGAAUAGAGAUUAGUGCAUGGGAGAACAAUGGCGCGCGAGGCUAAUGGGAAUGCGAUAAAACGUGAAGUGACCCGGAAAUCGCGAAUUCAAAUCUAGAUGGCGUCCGUUGUAAUGGCGGACGUUGACGAGGAUAAUGCAAAUAGGGAGGAUUUUUCAAGGCCGUUACGCAUUUUUGGCAAAUAAAGUUAUGCCCCAGUGCGUCCAACAUAAGCUGGGUUUUUUUAAAGUAGUGGAUUAGCACAGCAUUUUCGUAUGGCUCAUAAGAAACAGGUGACAGUCCAAGAUCUCUCAGAUUCUUAUUCUACCAUGAAGCGUAUGUAUGGCGAGGAAACGUUAAAGUAUAUUUCCUAUUUAUUGAUGAAGAGUACGAAGGUAUGUUCAUUUACAUUUCACAUAUUUUACGAUAAAAAUGUAUCAAAUGUCGCAAUUUAAUAUAUGUGCAUAUUUAAAAAUAUCAAUCUUAAAUUAUUUAAGUUAAUAGCUUCGUACGCUGAUCAAAAUAAUCCCUGUGGAAGCUCGGGUAAAAUAUUGUUAAAUUAAUCUCUAUUAAUCAAUCUUUUUUAGCAUUUGCACUAUGUGCCAGUGGCAAGGAGGAUGUCAUCUUGAAUAUAUUGUUUUAACCAAAUUGUGUUUGCACCCCUUACAAACUUACCUAUAUCUUUUAAAACUAAAAGGCUCCUGAACCACAGUUGUUUAACGUAUUUUGCCGUAUAGCAAAUAACAGUUGAGCAUGUUUUGAAAUGUUAUUCUUAAAAUCCUGAUCCCGCCUCAUAGCUGCAAUGCCAAGUGAUGUAGCCUCAACUAAUACAUUUUCAAAUGAAACAAGAUGAAAUGAAUAUUUAUUAAAUUACAGAGUGUGAUACAAAUUUAAUUAUGAUAUAAAUUAUCUAUUGUCUGAAUAUUACGAAAAGUUUGUAGGAUGUACAAAAAAAAUACUCCACAAUGUACAGACAUCUGCCAUCAUAAUCAUAUCUUCAAGGUUGUAAAAGUAAUAUCGCAGAGAUAUGUAAAAAAUAUACUUUCAUUGUUAACUCAGAGGGAAAGAAGUAUUCGUUUGUGUGAUAGUGGGAUGGAUUUAUUUGGGGGAGGGGAGCUGUGCGAAAUCCUUGCCAUUUCAAGUAUAAAAAAAAGUAAAGUAUUGGGUCUUUGUGACCUUAUAGGCAACUUUGUUUUCAAAAAAAUUUUGACAUGCUUGGCUCCUUGAGCCUGUCUGGGGUCCAUAGUGAUGAUGCAUCCUAAUUGUUGGUUUAGCAACCCUCGUGCCACAUCAAGUUAUGUGCAUGAGGUAAAGUAGGUUGUUUCAACUAUUAAUCCCACUUGCAAUUGUUACCUACAUCCCAUAUGAAAUUCUGGUUUCCAAUUCAGGGAUGGAUUAACGAAUGAAGUUUUUUAGGAUUUUUCACCAUUGUGUAAUGGAUUUUCAAAUUAAUCGCGUACCGCGCACUGAUGCCCGUUCUGAUUUACGUGAUGUUUUUAUGUAUUUGUAGAAUCCGGGUGAUAGACUGCCUUUGUCGGGUGAGUGAGCAGAAAAUGGCCAUCUCUAUUGUGAUGUUCUUUUGGAGAUUUGGACGAUAUAUAGUGCAUUCUCUAUUUCCUGUUACUGAAUAUGUAAUGAAUUUUGUUUAGGUAUUUUGGAUCACCCUUUUAUACUUGGCAAACGAAAUUUAGAAAAGACAACCAGUUCAGAAUCACUGAAAUCUCAAUUCAACACUGGAAAAGUAUGAAUGCAAAAUUUUCAUUUAGAAAUUGAAAAGCUCAUUAUUUUGUUAAAUUAACUGUUUUUAUAAAUGAUAUUCAAUUGACAAGUUAGCUCCCUUUUACCAUUCACUUUUUGUGAUUUUAGAAAAAAUAUGACAGUUAUAUUGAUAGUGGUAACAGUACAAUGGCGACGACGACGAUAUUGACUGGUAUUACCAACCCUUACCAAUCAAAAGGAAGUCUUCAUUUAAAUACUAAACCUGUGGAUAUAUUACCUCGUGCUAAAAGUGAGGACGACUGGCCAAGACGGAACCCGUUUCAUCCCUCAUCGCCCCCUGUCAGGGAACGAUCCAGGUAAUCAUUCCUAUUAGAGUAAUUAUUGUAACUAUGUAGUAGAUUUUAGACUAAUUUCUAUUAUUUUAUUUUAUAUCAGCUUAUUGUAAUUUAAUAUAGAGGCUCAGGUCCUUUUUGAAAACCACUGUAAAAUGAAAAAGUUUCCUGAUUAAAUAUUAUUACUACUACUGCCAUGCAUGUUUAUAUUCACCAUUUGCGUGCUCACCCGCCAUAUAGCUAAAAUUGUUUGGGGAAGAGGAAGAUCCUGAACAGAGGAAUGGAAAAAAGCUUCACAGCUGAAUUUUACCUUUCUGUGUUCAAUUGUCAAUCUUUGUUCUUUAUUCCUCCCCCUUUAUCCAUUGUAGGUUGGGGCAAAAAUUCGCCUUUUCCAAUUCAAUGUGAAUUGGGAGAAAAAUAACCUCACGGCUUACUACACCUAUCGUAUAUCCUUGGUAAUGGUGAUUAACCGAAUGUUAAAGUACAGUAAAAAGGGUAAACUGUGUACAUUUACGUUUAAAUGGUUUGCUUUUUAGCCAUAAUCACUACUCCACCACAUCUGGUCAGUUCUCAUAUGACGGUGAAACGGCAGCUCCCACGUACAAACAACCUCUACAUUCCACAACUUGGCUUGGUGAUAUUUCUGAAAAAUUUAAGAAGCAAAACAGAUCAGCAGAGAAUAAGUAUGUUUACGCAAUGCUGGCUUUAACUCCUGUAGUUUUUCUUAACAUACAUAUAUAUAGCAUUUUGCCCAAAAGUUGGAAAAGAGCUUGGUAUUCAUAUUGGCAAUAAAUUCUUUAAAUAAUAUUAUAACGAAUAUAUUCUACAUGUGGACUAUUCUGUUUGGUAAUCAUUGCAUCCAUUUCUAUUUUUACAAGGAAAGUACCAUCAUAUUGUCACUCGUCAAUGUCUACAUCGAAUCAGCAAUACACAUCAUUGGACCAAGGAAGAGUGACCUCGUGUUCCAAUGGAACUUGGUCAAAAACUUCCCCUUCAAGGAAACACAAUCCUGGAUCUAGUAACAACAGUUUAUCAGGAGGGAGUAAACAUUGGGACAGUCCACGCAAAGGGUAUAAUGACCAUCAUAACUGCGGUUAUAAUCAUGAAACUGAAAAACAACGACAUGAAAAUAACCAUUCAAGAUCAAGUUAUGCAGAAACAAUGUCUAAUCAUAGCAAUCAUGUCGACAGAUCGCGUGAUAGUUGCAGUCGUCGGCUCAGUAAUCAGCACGAGGCGAAGCAGAGGAAAAUGAAAUCUAUCAGUGAUAUUGUCGAGCCAUUGAAUGCACAACGUUUAAAACCUAUCAGACAAAAAACAAGAAAUGCUGUUGUUAGUAUAACUGAAUCCAACGAAGUUUGUUUAGAAUUUUUUCAGCAAAGAGAGAAGCAAGAUUAUGUGAUUGAAGUGAUACGAAUAUCCAGUAAUGGAAUGAAGAUUGCAACGUAUAUUCCAAAUGGCAAGAAAGGUGUUUUAUUAACAUCAGAACCUCCUCCGUCAUCUUCUCAUUCGACGUCUACAGCAACAUAUCUUUACUGUUCACUGCCUUUCAAAUAUUGGAAGAAAUAUCAGUAUGCAGCGCGGUUUGUUGAUCUAGUUCGCAAAAAGACACCAAAGAUUACAUUAUAUACAAAGCUUGCGAAAUGUAUGCUCAUGGAAAACUCGCCCAAUGCUGAUUUUGAAGCUUGCUUUUAUGAUGGUAAGAUUUGUGCUUUAACCCAUUAAGCUGCAUUGCGCCCUACUUUAUUAUUUUGCUCUGUCUAACGGCAGAUUAUAUUUAUUUUGCUCUGUCUAACGCCAGAAGAUUUUACUCGUCAAGGGGAGAGAGCUGGCACCAAAUGGGUUAUUAUAGCUAAUGUAAUAUAUAUAUAUAUAUAUAUAUAUAUAUAUAUAUAUAUAUAUAUAUAUAUAUAUAUAUAUAUAUAUAUAUAUAUAUAUAUAUAUAUAUAUAUAUAUAUAUAUAUAUAUAAUAUUUAAUAUUUAUUAUGCGCAAAUUAACAUGUUAUAGUAUAUGAUCAAAUGCGCAAUAUAUAUAUAUAUAUAUAUAUAUAUAUAUAUAUAUAUAUAUAUAUAUAUAUAUAUAUAUAUAUAUAUAUAUAUAUAUAUAUAUAUAUAUAUAUGUCAGUAUAUACUGUGUCUCAAUAGUCAAUACACUUUCCGGAAAGUACGUCACAAUAUACCUCAACGUUGUUGAAGACUUCUCUUGGACAGUGACAGUGCUUGAUGGGGUUGACGUUGACGCCAACAAUACACUAUAGUCACUAUUCUGAACACCCUCAUCCCUUUUAGGAUUUAGUUCCUACUUCCUUCAGCUUUCAUUUCUCAACCUCUGCCUGCCAAGCCAUUUUUCUAUUACUGGAUAUCUCCAUGCUAACUUAACUGGAUCUGAGUCUUUCUCCAUUGAAUUCAAUUUGUCAGCCCGUAUGUCGUCAUUUAAUUAUUCAUACAGUACGUCUAUCUACGGCUGUAGUAAAUAAAGCUGGUAUAGUAUAUUUCACUUUUUCAUGACGUCUCGAAAAUGGGUAAAGCUAGUUUUAAAGAAUCGAUUUACCUAUCUACGGUAUCAAUACACACAAUUAAUGACUCAGACCUACAGUACAUGUUUGAGUAAAUUUAGAAUUGGCAAAUGCUACAGAAAGAUUUACUUGCAAGAUUCAAUAGUGCUCAAUUCCCUUAUACAUUAUAUUUUUUUCCUCUAGGAGCUAAGAUUCACCAGUCUCGGGAAUGCACUCGAAUAAUUGAUCCCAGUGGUGUGUCGUAUACAUUGGAAUCAAUGGGAGGGAAGGAUGGUAUUCCUAAUGAUAUGAGAUGUUCAGUUGAACAUUUGCACUCUGCUUAUGAACAAUGUCUACAUCUAGAACGUGUGUUGACUACAGCAGAAGAAGAGUGUCAGGGAGCGCAGUUCUUUCCGAUCAUUGUUUGUAGACGGCCAUUGUCUUCAAAAACAACUUCUGCCCAUCCUCCUUCACAACGCCAUGCCAAUAGGUAGGUAAAUGGUUCAUGCCUAAAUCUACUGUAAGAUUUAAUACUUGAAGUUGUCUUGUCCAGUAUGAGCUGCUAUUGGGCUCGUGCAAAUGACGUCAUUUCAAUGACGUCAUAACACGUAUUUGUUGACUCCCGCCAUUUUGGGUGGCAAAUUAAAAAUAGUUCAUUAAUAAUAACAGCAAAACGGUGGCUGUUGCUUUUUUUUUACCUCUUUGAAGAGUUACACUGGUCCACAGCUGUGUAAUAGUGAGUUGAAUAAAGUAGUUUUACCACCCAAAAUGGCGGAUUAUUUUUGGUGAUAUGUCAUACUGCAAGACCUGAAUAUUUUUGCCUGUCUGAAUAUUCCAAGACAUACACACAACGCAAUCUGGAACUCCGCAGAGAGUUGUAGAACUUUACAGUUGAUUUCACUAAACGUUGGCCACGCCAAUUGCGAGGUUGGUUGCGAAUUUGGGAACUAUAAACACGAGAUCAUCAAGUUGAUUGGAAACUGGCCAAAAAAACUAAAUUUAUUGUAUUAAACUUAUUAUAAUUUUAAACCUGAAAUUAUUAUUAUUAUGAUAUUAUUUAUUAUUAAAUUAAUAAAUUAUUAUUAAUAAGUUUAAUACAAUAAGUUUAGUUUUUAAAAUUUACCGCCAAAAUCGUUUGCAAUUGCGAACUUGCUUCGGAAUUUCAUCACGAAUUUCGAUAAUUUAUGCGCGAAACUUCCGAAUUUGAUUGGCCGGUUUCCAAUCAACUUGAUGAUCUCGUGUUUAUAGUUCCCAAAUUCCCAACCAACCUCACAACUGGCGCGGCCAAAGUUUCGUGAAAUCAACUGUAAUUGUAAACAGUAUAAACCUGCAGGUCCUGCAUGUAUUUUCUAAUUCAAUUUUUUUAGAAUUAUAAAAUUACUUUUUGUAUAUGUGUAAAUUUUAAUCCAAUGUUGUUCUUUAGUUAUUCUUCACCAAACGGUCCAAGUACGCCUACUACGUUGGCAACAUCACCGAGUACUGUCACACAAUUAUCUACGAUGAAAUCUUUUAAUGGACAGAUUGGGAUUACCCAAGAUUUUAGCACAAUGUCGAUAUCGAAGUCCAGCCCUGUCAUGUCGCAUAACACAGGUGAUAAAUAAUUAUUUUUAGACUACAUAUAGUGUAAAUCAUGUUCUUGGCUCCAAUUAAUGGUGGUAUUUACUUCUGCCCUACUGGAUUGUGAUUUCCAUGCAGUGCGACCUAUCGCUCUCCCUACUCUAUUUAAUUGAAAUGCAGAAAAUGAAGAUGAGAAGCUUAAAUAUUUUUACAGUGUACAUGUAUUCCCUAAAUUUGUCACUUCCCAUGCAAUGCGUUUUGUUUCAAUCACGAAUAUGAACACCUUUAGGAAGUAAAUUGUCGCCCAAACAGAAGAACAGAUCGACAGUGAAUUACUUAUCUUUGCAAUCGAAAAGGAAAACAUCAGAACCCGAUGCUAAAGUCAUCAAAAGCGUUUUCGUAGUUGAUGUUGGUUGGUCUUCGCAGGUGAAUACGUCAAAAUAAAUACAUAUGUUUACUUUAGUACGAUCUCAGUUAAAAUUUAACUAUCUGUAUGCCAGUAUUAUGCCUUUAUAACUUGGCAUAUUUUUGGUAGUAAGGAAAUCAUGUUAUUGAUACAUGCAAUUUGAAUACUGCAAUUGCGGAUAUAGGCUAUAGCUGUUUUUUAUGCUUGUCCGGCAGGUAACUUAUAAUAUUAUACCUCACAAUGAGAUUGUCCAAUCAGAGAACUAAAUUUGUACCACAUGACCAUGGUAUUUUUCAGCGAAUACUAUGACCUAGGCAAUUUGAACCCUGGGUGUUUUACCCGGGGCCAUGGUAUUCGACUUCGAAUACCACGCUUGAGCGGGAAAUUCGACUUUUUUAAAUGUAAAGUUAUCAAAAGUUGUGUUUUGAAAUUAAAAGUUAAUUGAAUGGUAUUUGCUUUCUACUUAUUUUUGAAAGAUUCGGUAUAAUAUACCAUUUAUAGACCUUUCACUCGGGGUAUUCCACAAAAAAUUACCCUGCGGGAUGAAAUAUUCCUCGGGCUUCGCCCUCGGAAUAUUUCAUCCCUCAGGGUAAUUUUUUGUGGAAUACCCCUCGUUUCAGGUCUAUAACUGAUAAUAGUUAAUGUUGUAUAAUCCUGCCAUGAUAUUUUAUAAACAGGAUUUUAUAGAACUGGAAAAUUUGUUAGACAGUCGUGAGUCGUAUUUUAGAAAUUAAAACAAUUCAAUUAUUUCAAAUUAUAUCUCUUCAGCUUUCAAAUGGUGAAAUAUGGAUGCAAUAUAAUGAUGGUUCUCAGCUCAUUGUCAAUCCUGAAGCUGGUCUCGUGAAAUAUACGGAUAAAUAUGGUGCAAUAACAAAGUAAGAUAUCGCGUUAUAAAGCUCGUUACGCACGCGCAAGAUUUCAUACACGGCAUGCAAGUUUUCCUGACUAGUACAUGCACUUGUUCAAAAGCUAUAGCGUGCUACGUUACAGUACAGGUUUUGCUCGUCUGUCGUCUGUAUGGGUCAACAACGAAAAUUUGCCAAAAAUCAACAAAACCAAAACUUGCCAUAGAAAAUACGUACACACGUGCCUUUAGCGAAUGGAAUUUGCCAUAAAUAUUAUGAAAACUUGCCCUUCUGAUACCGGCUACCUUAACGCAUUGUUCUUUUUGACGUCUCACUUUAUAAAUUGAUUCGACAAGAUAAUUCUAUGUUCAUAUUACGUAAAACCACAUGCACUUUAUCAGGGCCGCCGAGAGGUUGUGCGAGUCAGGGGAAAAACUUUCCCAGGGGCCGCUAUGACGUCAUAAUUGUAAAGCGGGAGAAGCGGUGUCCGGCACUAAUGCAGUUAUAGGAUUUAUAUUCUCCUUUAAAGCAAUCUUGAGGGGCGUCCUAUGACGAGCAUGUACUUUAUAUUGACAUUUUAAUGUUUGGUUUUGAUCAGGUAUAUGGUCUCGUGUUGUCCAGGAGGGCGGGGAGGGAUUGUACUCUAGGAUUAUGGUUCUUGCGGAAAUAUGACGUAACUAUCGUAUAGAUUAUGUCGGAUCUCACUAUUUCAAUUGGGUAAAUACUAGGGGCGCUUUCCAUUAACACGGUCAGAACGGUGAAAUUGUUGAAUGAAACACAAAACAUUUGGGCUUUGGACCUAUCUGACCGGAAAAUUUAAAUAACAUUAGAAUGAGGUCCAUUUUCGCUAGAUAUUUGAGAAACAUAGACCAAAUCUUUCCAUUGAUACAGAGAAAAGAAUUUGGGUCUGACCGGUCAGGCCAUCAAAUGGAAAGCUUCCUAGUAUCAUCAGUCUUUUUCGCUAAUUACAGUAUAUGUGUACUAUGUGAGUUCAAAUUCAGCUUGAAUCAAAUUCUUGUUGACAUUGCAAUGUUCGAAAUUACUUGAGAAUAAUUAUUUCAUAUGUUGUUGAAAAUUUAUUGACUGCGUGCCACAUCGUGAAUAUAACCAUCAAAAAUGAACGGACUAUAUGCAGUAUAAAUUACUGUAACUUCGUCGCUUUAUUUCCUCAAUAGUAACGAUUUUUUAUAUAAAAAAAAUUCAUGCCAUGUAUUGUUACUUGCGCUGUCUUCGUUCGGUAACUCAUUGAGGAUGAUAAAUUACACAAUGCAGAUGAAUUAGUAAUGAUUUGUUCACUGAUUGAUUGGACGAUUAGUGUAGACGAAUGUUAUGCACGUCUGACAAUAUGUCGUUAUUCGAUCACUUUAAAUGGUUUUCACAGAUCUUAAUAAAAUAUGUAUCAUUUUAGAACAGGCGUUUCAAUCUGAUAUAGCUACAUUUGUAUUGACAGCUUUCAAAAUCCGAACAUCAAUUAUUUGGUUUCAUUUUAUACCCCAUCUGAUUGCGGCUGUUUAAUACACAGGCCGCGAGUGUAUAUAAAAAAAAGAUAAUCCAUGCAAUACAAAGAUAAUCCAACUUUUACAUGCAAUCGCGCGUUAAUUAUUGAGUAAGCUGUGUAGAUUCUUUUCAAUAAAAGUCCUUAGCUAUCACUAUCAGGUGGCAAGAAAAACAUGAUGCGAAUAAAAAUUGUUGCAUGGUCGAAAUCACACUUUUUUCAUCUCGGACUCUGGUCUCUGUGCAUAAAUGUUCUUGGGUUAACUAUAUCUUUGACAUUUUUGCAUCCCAAAAAUCAAGAUUUCUGCAAACUUCCAGACAGUUCAUAAACUGAUGUUUCAGUCACGGAAUUUUCCGCGUAAAACGUCUGCGCAUGCGUCAAGCUUACCGAAAUGUGUCUUGCGAACGUGGUGUCAAGUGUUCCGAAGGUUGUCGAACACUCAAAAUGGAAGCGACCUGGAGCAACUUCGAUGUGUUGCCUUUUCUGUGAAAAUGCAAGCGGAAUAAUGAAUGUGACAACCUAAAAGCUAUAAAUAAUUACAGUCUAUAUGUCUACAUGUGCAAGGGGUAGUAUUAUGCAAGAAAAAUUAAUGAACCAAAGGUGACUGUCGAUAAAUUUAUUGUAUAAAACGUUCUUUAACUGAACCAUACAAAGUGAUCCACCUUUUUCUCAUUUUACAUAGCAUGUAUAAAUUUUGCGUUGACUACAUUUAAGCAAUUAAGGGUAAUAAUUUACUCCACAAUUUAAUCGUGUGCGAAUACUUAACUAUUUGAUAGUUUUCUUACUUUUCAAGAAAUGUUCACACACUUCCCGGUCUAAAACGAUAAUUUUUAAUUUAAAUUCUGUUCAGUCUUUUUAGAUUUUAAAUGUUAGAAAACUUUUUAUUGAUGUCUAAACUACGCGUCUAGUGUAUUUUUUUUGUUUGUUUCACUUACCUUAAAUAAUUAAAUAGCCAUGUUUUUGUUGACAAUUUGGCAUUUAAAUUCCUCUCCAUUUUUUUCUAUUGCACGCGCACGCGCGGACGUUUUCCCGCGGUGUUUCAUUUAAUACUUUCUACAAUAUUUUAUUGUGUUUAAUUUGUGGUUUCUCCAUCAAUUUAUUAUUGUAUGUUUUUUUCAGAUUCGCGAAGAAAGACAGGAUACCAGACAACAUAAAAACUAAACUUGCACGUUUGCCUGAUAUAAUUGAAUUAUUUAUCUCUGCCCCAGAAAUGCACUGAAAAUUAACUUCUCACGGAAAUGUAUAUAACUGAAAAUAACCCUAGUCUAAUAUUUGUAUAAUUAUUAGGUAGAUAUUUUCAUCUAAUUUUUACAUUUUGUAAAAUUGUAUUUUAUAUGUAGCUUUUAAUUAUAUAUAUAUAUUUUGUAAUUACUAAUGUACAUUGUAAGUUGUAACUCGUAACGUCUUGCAUUUUCAAAAGAUGUUUGUAUCCCUAUUGUAUGUAACUGAAUUUGCGGUUAAAGCUCGACAACUGGACUCUGUAGCUCAGUUGGUUAGGGCGCUGCACGGGAAUCCGCAGGGCCGCAGAUUCGAUUCCUGUCAGAGGACCUAUAUAGUUGCAUUUGUCGCAAUUGCUCCUGGCUAAGUCUAAUAAGUACUAUUAUAAUAUAGCAUUUGUAAAUUCUGAACACUGAUUGGCUAAGAGCCGUGUUGAUAUAACUCAAUGUCAACACGGAAACGUCGGAAAAUUUAUUUCUUUAUGUUUCUUUGUGCUAUAUUAUGAAGCAAAUAUAAAACAUUAUUUCUGUAUUGAUA
Molecule: messenger RNA, 17185 nt
Organism: Paramuricea clavata
Lineage: Eukaryota; Metazoa; Cnidaria; Anthozoa; Malacalcyonacea; Plexauridae
Source: the annotation of a GenBank genome assembly